AUGAGUUACGGGUCUGGCACAGCGGUGAUGCCAAUUUUUCGGAGGACGAUGAUCGGCGCCUGUAGUCUGAUUGCUGUUUAUGUUACUAUCGACCUCGCUGGCAAGCCUCUUUACGCGUACACGACAACGAAAUUAGCUAACAUGAGCAAGGAAGGAGCGGCCCCAGCAUCGGGUGGGGCACCUGCUCACGGGGGCCAUUGA
This is a messenger RNA of Cyclospora cayetanensis, 201 nucleotides long. RefSeq lists its product as uncharacterized. The record is from RefSeq and is a predicted model, not a curated record. NCBI's taxonomy places the organism in Eukaryota, Apicomplexa, Conoidasida, Eucoccidiorida, Eimeriidae. Bases 1 to 201 code for a protein of 66 amino acids. The transcript is spliced from 2 exons.